This is a messenger RNA of Sphaeramia orbicularis (orbiculate cardinalfish), 4287 nucleotides long. Its product is annotated as G-protein coupled receptor 22-like. The record is from RefSeq and is a predicted model, not a curated record. Gene Ontology annotation, molecular function: G protein-coupled receptor activity; peptide binding. The coding region runs from base 491 to 2176 and encodes 561 amino acids. The transcript is spliced from 2 exons. Gene Ontology annotation, biological process: cellular response to hormone stimulus; G protein-coupled receptor signaling pathway. Gene Ontology annotation, cellular component: plasma membrane. Lineage: Eukaryota; Metazoa; Chordata; Actinopteri; Kurtiformes; Apogonidae.
CGAGCGGUUAGCGCAUAAUCAGCGUUUGGCCGGUCCGUGCGUGGGGUACCGCACAAGUCCUCUGCGUAAAAGUGGACUAGUGUAGCGUACCGUGUUGAAUGGGGAAUGAAAAAGAAAAACGGCAAAACACUGUGAUAAUAGGAGUAUCAGCCACUGCUGUGCGCUGUGUCUGCAGCCGUGGAGGGUUUCCCCCCUCCCGCUGUAAUAUUUAUGACAAAACGGAGGCAAAUUAUUCUGGUCACGUUUUUGGCUGACAGCCGGCUGUCCUGGAGAGCGCUGGAGUGAAUCGGGGUCCAGUGCUGGUGAUAGCGCAGCGCACCGACACCUGCAGUAGGAUGUAAAGGGAAUUCCCACUCACCAAACUGAAUCACCUGCAGAUCUAACCAUUAUCCUCGUUUUGGUCUCAUUUGAGCCAGGGGAAAAGAAGACACAAAGCAUGGUCUGGUGUGGCGGCUGCUGUUGCUAUGUGUGACAGAGUGUGGUGGUGUCAAUGGAGACCGAAGGCUAUCGUGACCUCCUGGAGACCAGCGACGGUCAGGGGGUAAGCCUGGAUGGAGGGGGUGGAGUUGGGGUGGAGGAGGGCUGGAGCACUCCCUACCCCCUGGGCUUCCAGGUGUCUUUGACCACUGUGCUGAUGCUGGAGUUGGUGUUGGGAUUCAGCAGCAACCUGACCGUACUUGUGCUCUACUGUGCUCAAUCCAACCUGGUGGACUCAGUCAGUAACCUGGUCACAGUAAACCUCCAUGUGUUGGACAUACUGGUCUGUGUGCUGUGUCUACCUCUGACUGUGGCUGUUAUCCUAGUACCAGCUAAUGGCAGUGGAGUCAGCAGCCUGGCCACACUGUGCUGCUUUCAUGAGGCUUGUGUCACGUUCACCAGUGUGGCCACUGCAGUUAAUGUGCUGGUCAUCAGUUUGGAUCGAUAUGACAUCUCAGUGCGUCCGGCCAGUCGUCUUCUGACUCCACGGCGGGCAGGACUACUAUUGGCAGCAGUGUGGGCAGUGUCUCUGGCGGUCUUCUUUCUGCCAUUUCUUGAGGGUGACUUCUUCUCCUCAAGAGUGGAGGAUGGUGAGGAUGAGGAGCUGGAAAGGCAAAACAAUGACUCUGAGGUCACUACUGGUCACACCCCUGUUUACUCCUCCAUCUCUCCUUCCUCUAUACCCACUGUUCACCCAUCUUCCCAAUCCCACCACCUGCCUCCUGCCUGGCAGAACCGGACACUGUUGUGUGUAGGGGGACAAGGUUAUUACACAGGCAUGGCAAUGUAUUACCACUUGUUACUACAAGUGCCCUGCUUCUUCAUUGCUGUGGCUGUCAUGUUGUUCACCUACUCCAGGAUCCUGCAAGCCCUCAACAUUCGCAUUGGCACCCACAUGAUGAGGGGCACACGUACAAAGGAUUCUACCUGCAGGAUACGCUGCAGGAGGCAGAGGAGGAAGGAUCUCAGUUUGCCCACCGAAGGAGCAUCCUCCAACCAGAACCAGCACACCACCCAUCCUCCCCUCAUCCCUUCACCCACUCCAACACCAACAUCUCCUCCACCACUAUCCUCCAUGCCCCAGGGAAUGUCUGACAGUGGAGCAACUGUAACCACUGUUAGUACUGCUGCUACCACUCCCAUUGCCACCACGCCGGCUACUCCAGCUUCCCCAACCCCAGGUUCAGCCUCAACGCAGCCCCACGCCACCUCACCUCUGCCUGCCUCCUCCAUGGGUGUACAGGCCUCAGUUUCUGCAAUCAUCGCUUUAAGACGGGCAGUGCGUAGACAUAGAGAUCGCAGAGAACGCCAACGUCGAGUCCUAAAAAUGUCCCUCAUCAUCAUAUCCACCUUCCUGGGCUGCUGGGCCCCUCUGUCAGCAGUCAACGUUUUGAUCCUGUGUCUAGGUCCCAGUGAUGGCCUGGUGAGGCUCCGACUCUGCUUUUUGGCAAUGGCUUAUGGAACCACAAUCUUCCAUCCUCUGCUCUACGCUUUCACCAGACAAAAGCUGCGGCGUGCCCUCAAAACACGUGUCAAGAAAAGGGUUGUAUCUCUUCUGCAAGUGGACCCAGCCCCUAGUGGGGGGACAGUAAUUCAUAACUCUUGGGUAGAGGGUGGGGGCCAGAGGAAGACUCGCAAGCCACGGGUAGAGGCCAGUGAUGGCACUGAUCGAUGCCUCACAGAGGCCGUGAGGGAAUGAGGCUGGUCUGUAGGGCAUGUGUGAGUGUGUGUGUGAGAGAGAGAAAUGAAGUGUUUGCUUAUUUCAAUUUCCAAGACAAUAUAGAUGCAUGAAUAUACAUAGGGUAUAUUCACACAAAGGUGGGAGGAAAAUGAGAGCAGGUAGUUUACAAAGGUCAGGGUUAAUGCUAUGGCCUCUGGUUACAUGCAGAUUUAGAGACAGGUGAGUCCUAAGCUCUCAUUAGAGCAUUCCGUUGGCUCUCCUCACACUGGCCCUUAUUAGUUCACUUCCUCAUUGAUGAAGUGGCCACUGCAUCCCAAUGGCAACACUGGAUACACAUUACUAUGACAGCACCAUGACCACGGCUGCUGAAAAUUGUAGUGUGCACCCCAGUCAUAGGGGAAAGGUAAGAUAACAGCAAUUGCAUACAUUAUUGCUCCUGUGUGCACUUUUUAACUUGCAUGUGUAUGUACUAAUGCACAGAUAGACAGACACACACAACCCAAAUGCUCCACACACAUAUGAACAUACACUUAAUGCACACUGAUCUGCAUUUACGCAUUAUCUGUGAAAGCACACCAAUAUCUACCUGCACAGAUAUUCUCAGUGAGAAAAGAUUUGAUUUCCUUUUCUUUCCUUAAUUUUUUUCAUGCCUUAAUUGAGUUAUAGAUAUUCUUGUGGUGCUGAAUGUCCUGGUGUAUGUUUACAACAAUGUAUCAGAUUGAAGGAGUUUGCACAGUGGUUUAAAUGGUAGUUGGCAAGUGCACGCAUUCAGAUACAAUGUUUACAGACUCAUGUAAAACUACCAGGAAAGAGGUUCAGAUUUAAUUUCACACUAGCACUAUAUUUGUGCUUUUACAGAAUGUUUGCAAGUUGAAACCAAAAGGCAUGGUUAUUUUUGUUUGUUUUUGAAAAAAAAAUCCAUUAACAAUAACAGUCAUGAUGAUGGUGGAGAUGCGGGCAUUUGUGUGAUUGUAUUUGUAUGCUUGCACGUGUGCAUGUAUGCAUGUGUGGUUGUGUGUGUGGUUGUGUAAUGAACAAAUGAGUUUGUGUGUCUAUGAACAUGUGCAAUAAUUCAUGAGCAAAGCAAUGACCCCUAGGAUGUGAACAAAGAAAUGUUGGAUUUAUAUUUGUGGUUUAGAUUACAGAGAGAAGAGAGAAGACAGGGGACUUAAUCUUCUAAUUUAGCAGCAAGAAGCUGUUAGGCAUAAUAUAAAAGCAAAUUAUGUGGAGCAACUGUAACUAUGUGUAUAUGACAGGCCACUGUAAUACUUCUGAAAUUGUAUCACUUGAGUUUUAAAAUGGAAAUCAAAGGGCAAUUUUUUUGUGAAAACACCACUGGAGCCGUCUCUGUUGUCACUGCAGGUAAACUAACAUCUUAACCAGAAAAAUCUUAUCAUGGAAAAUAAUAACAGCUGCUGAUAAUGGACAUCCAUCCAUGUUAGCUGUUUGUUGCUCUGGAGGGCAGAGUCACUGCUUUUGGACUUCACUUUGAAGGAGUGCAGAGGCAGACAGAGCUCUGUCAGCUUCUCUACUGAGGCCUGGACAUGUUUCACUAUUAUCUGUGUCUCUCUUUCUCCUCAGGGCUUCAGGUGUCAUUUCAACACGUGCUGGAUAUAAAACAAUAAACCAGCUGUUGUAGUAUGGAUGUUACAGUAGGUUAAGAUUUAUGUCAUUAAGUAGGUUGAGUACUACACUUUAAACUUUGUACGGGCUCACAUCUUGAAGAGCUCCACGACCUUUGGGCUAUCUUCUCCUUCAUUCUCAAUCCUUUUACACUAUUUGUGAGCCAGACAGAAGACAAGAAAUCUUGUGUGUUCAUGUACAUUUUUCAGGGAUGUAAAUAUUGAAAUGUCUGCUUUGGGUUUUAGUCAGAAAACCUUUUUUGGGUCACAAUCAUCUGCCGGACAGAAAAUCAGCCAUUGUGAUGAACUCUAAGUGAGUUGAAAAGCUACUGUAAAGACAUGAUACAUGUAAUUGUAUUUGUGUUAAUACUAUAUGUGUGUACACUGUAAUGUACAUUUAUGAUCACGUGUAUAGAGAAAUCUUAGUAUUGUAUAAGAUUUAUAUUAUGUGUUAUUGUAUAGAACAGAACAGAAUCUGUAUUAUUAAAAAGGUGAUCUAUCUAAGAA